Betta splendens (Siamese fighting fish) is the source of this 1429-nucleotide messenger RNA. It is a transcript of the gene tpi1b, whose product is annotated as triosephosphate isomerase 1b. Gene Ontology annotation, cellular component: cytosol. Gene Ontology annotation, biological process: gluconeogenesis; glyceraldehyde-3-phosphate biosynthetic process; glycolytic process. Gene Ontology annotation, molecular function: triose-phosphate isomerase activity. Bases 103 to 846 code for a protein of 247 amino acids. NCBI's taxonomy places the organism in Eukaryota, Metazoa, Chordata, Actinopteri, Anabantiformes, Osphronemidae. The transcript is spliced from 7 exons. The record is from RefSeq and is a predicted model, not a curated record.
GCUGCUCUCUCGCUUUUGCUCUUUCCCUCAGUCGAGGUGCACCCUAGUGGACAGUUGAUACGGUUGUAAUUGUCAGAAAAGACCUCACAAAAACCCGCAAACAUGUCCAGGAAAUUCUUCGUUGGUGGAAACUGGAAGAUGAACGGCGACAAGAAGAGCCUUGGGGAGCUCAUCGACACCCUGAACGGAGCCAAGGUGGACCCCAAUGUCGAGGUGGUUUGCGGUGCUCCUUCUAUCUACCUGGACUUCGUCAGGUCCAAGCUGGACCGUAAGUUUGGUGUGGCUGCUCAGAACUGCUACAAAGUUCCCAAGGGUGCCUUCACUGGGGAGAUCAGCCCUGCAAUGAUCAAGGACUGUGGGUUGGAGUGGGUGAUCCUCGGACACUCGGAGCGGCGCCAUGUCUUCGGUGAGAGCGAUGAGCUCAUAGGCCAGAAGACAGCCCACGCUCUGGAGAACGGUCUGGGCGUCAUCGCCUGCAUCGGCGAGAAGCUGGACGAGAGAGAGGGCGGCAUCACCGAGAAGGUCGUCUUUGAACAGACCAAGGUCAUUGCAGACAAUGUAAAGGACUGGAGCAAGGUUGUGCUUGCUUAUGAGCCUGUGUGGGCCAUUGGCACCGGAAAGACUGCCUCCCCACAGCAGGCCCAGGAGGUUCAUGAGAAGCUGAGGGGGUGGCUGAAGACCAACGUGUCUGAGGCUGUUGCUAACUCUGUUAGGAUCAUUUAUGGAGGCUCUGUCACCAGUGGCACCUGUAAAGAGCUGGCUUCGCAGAAGGAUGUGGACGGCUUCCUUGUGGGCGGAGCCUCCCUCAAGCCAGAAUUUGUCGCCAUCAUCAACGCUAAGGCAUAGAGGAAAAAGAAACGGGCAGCUGCAAGGUGACUGUGUCCAGAUGAUCAGAGGCCGACCUCAUUCAGACGAUCCAGUUACAUCAGCACUUAGUUCUCCUCCCCUCAUUCAAAGUAUUUGUGUAAUGAUGUCAUUCCCUCCUUUUCCUUUCUCAUUAUGUUUUGGAGUAUAUUUAGUUGUGAAGAAAAGGGACAGGUUGACGCAUUCACUGUACUGCACUGAAAAGAGUUAGUCCACUGAGAAAAGUCUGUUUCAUACCAACUUCCACACAAAGUGCUCAAGCUGUAAAGACUGACGGUUACACCCUGAGGUGGACCAGCAGUCGGCGCCUUUACUUGAAAAGUUUACAGACUUUCAUGUGUGAGCAGUGUCACCGCUCUUGUCAAUCAGAGUCUUUUGUCUUUUUAAUACUGGUGUCUCUUUGUGUAAUUAUGAUGUUUUGUGGCUUUCAUCCCCCUGUAGAUCUGCAUGUUCUACUUUCUCUUUGGCUGUUUAGCCAUGAGGGAGGUUUCCAUUAUAUGGUAAUUAUAUUGUGUUACAGUGGGAAGACUGUAAGGAAACAUUAUAAUAAACUGAUUAGACAUUG